Molecule: messenger RNA, 609 nt
Organism: Aspergillus terreus NIH2624
Lineage: Eukaryota; Fungi; Ascomycota; Eurotiomycetes; Eurotiales; Aspergillaceae
Exons: 2
Coding region: 1-609 (202 amino acids)
Source: RefSeq, a predicted model, not a curated record
AUGCCCUUCCAAUUCACGAGAUCGAAGGUCGUGGCCUUCGGGAAGAUCUUGACUGCAGGAUCUCUCGCCAGCGCUGGAGGCUGGGAGCUAUGGACAAGGCAUUGUUACUUCGAGCCAUUUGGGCCCGAAAAUGACCCGCUAUUCCAAAGCCGGUACUUCAAGCAGUACAAUCCUGGCAACCAUCCGUCUCUGGACGACUCUUGCGUGCGAAAGGUGCCUCUAUCCCAGAUACCAGCUGAGUUGGUCGAUGAUGCCCUCAAUGGCGGAUCUAAACUUGUUGAGAGGUUCUGCGCGGGGGUAUGGGGUGGGUAUGGGACCAUCGUGACUGAUCACUUCAUGGUUGUCGGCAAGACUCCUAGAUCUAUCACUAUGUGGGGAGCCGAGUCUCCCUCGGAGAAUCCCGGAGUACCACGCGAUAUGGAAAAUCUGUCCGAGAUUACAGCUGACAUCGAUCUGGACCAGGGCGUGGCAGAAUUCCGGCUGAAGAAUAUCUUCUAUAGUGGCGUGGAGCAAACCGCGAAAUCACUGUUUCCGCCGCCGGUCGUGUGGCUGCAUUUUCAGUACUGCAAGUUGUUAGUGGAGGCUGGAGUAAGCCACUGCAGGGAAUAG